Molecule: messenger RNA, 1548 nt
Organism: Mus pahari (shrew mouse)
Lineage: Eukaryota; Metazoa; Chordata; Mammalia; Rodentia; Muridae
Gene: Hhla1
Product: HERV-H LTR-associating 1
Exons: 16
Coding region: 1-1548 (515 amino acids)
Source: RefSeq, a predicted model, not a curated record
AUGCGGAGCUUCCUGCUGCAUGGUCCUCCAAUAAGGCUGUGUGUGGGCCUUGCCUGUAUCCUCUCUCUCUGGAACGCAGUGUCUGGUCUUAAAGGAGAAGGCAAGAAAGAUAAGGAAAUGGCUCUCCCACCUGUAACAGUGUCUGGAAAUGAAGGUCUAAAGAAGGAGAAAUACGGAUCCUUCCCUCAUGCAGCAGAGUCUGCCUUCAGAGAAAAAAAGGUGGUAAAGGGAGUAGAGGCUCUUGUAACUACAGAACUCCCAGCAAGGUCAGUGGAUCUGUCUGCACUCAACCUGACAGAGCUUGUGAAUGGCAUGCUCAGUAGGGCUUUAAAAGAUAGCAAGCAAUUCUUUUCCGUGCUUAGCAUCACUUCUUAUAGUUCAUUUGCCUUUCACAAGGUUUCCGUGGCCAUCUACAACAUUUCCAACCCAAAGACAGUUGACCCAGCCAAAUUCCCUACCAGGCACUGCUACUGUUUGAGCAAUAGGACCAAUGACUUAUCAGAUUUCACAGCAUUGCUGGUGGACAUUGUUGGAAAUUCUACCAGCUACCUUACUGAAAUUUUUAAGUCAACCUCCAUCCUCUCUGUGAGUCAGACCAAUGAAUCGGACUGUGUCUUCAUCUGUGUGAUGGUGGGAAAGUCAGGAAGGAAUCUUUCUGACUUCUGGGAGAUGGUGGAGAAAUCCCCUGUUAUCAACUACACAUUUACCAGUGGUGUGUCCAGUGCUUUGGGAACAACUACCAGGGGGACAGCAAGGACUUCAAGGCUCAUGACUCAAAGCCAGCAGUCACUUCUAAGACCGUAUUCUGCACACUGGAGCACACAAUGGGUAUCUGCUCUGAAGUCCUUUCCCUGGACAAAGACAACUGCUCCUUCAGAGAAAGCGUUGACAGAAAGCAAACAGAUGUUUCCAGAGCUUCCCGUUGGGACCCUAGGUACACACCGUAGUGCCCCAAGCUUGGGGAACAUGACCAGAACACCAUGGCAGACAAAUAGAUACACACAAGCAUCUACAGUACCCAUGCCUAUGCCACUAACUGUGGAUGAUAGCACACCUGGAGGACCACCCUGGGCAAGCCUUCCCUCCACACCAGCCUCCACUGAAGAUGCCCAGCAGCUCAGGAGCACAGGAAACCUGUUGCAUCCUACUGGGAUACUGACCACACCUAGGCGACUAGCACAGCCCAGCAGAGUCUCAGGAACACUCCUUCCUGGAACACAGACUCCAAAUCCAACCAAAGCACCAGCUCCUAGAGUCCCACAGACAGAUGGUAUUCCUGCAGAGUGGCCAUUCACCCCUGAGAAAGAGCCAGUUCGGGUCCCAGCAACCCAUCAAGUUUCAAAGUGUCCUUGGCCCCCCCUCCAUGAAGAGGCCAAUACAGAUACUCCUCUGUCCCUGGCCAUGAAGAAACUCACCCCAUGCCUGAUGGAGCUCUGCCGCUUCUUCCAGCAAUGCCUCUGUGCAGUCCAAAAGCGGGAUUUCAGUUCAGAAGCAACAAGCAGUUGUUGCCUGCCAGAGAAAAUCAGGAGGCUGAUCACACUUCAUUAG